Molecule: messenger RNA, 2984 nt
Organism: Talpa occidentalis (Iberian mole)
Lineage: Eukaryota; Metazoa; Chordata; Mammalia; Eulipotyphla; Talpidae
Gene: PNPO
Product: pyridoxamine 5'-phosphate oxidase
Exons: 7
Coding region: 149-934 (261 amino acids)
Biological process (GO): pyridoxine biosynthetic process; pyridoxal 5'-phosphate biosynthetic process
Molecular function (GO): pyridoxamine phosphate oxidase activity; FMN binding
Source: RefSeq, a predicted model, not a curated record
CCCAUUGGCUCCGAGGAUUUUCGCCUGUUAUCCGGCCUCGGCGACUGGCAAAUUCUUCCUUCCCGGGUGGCCUCCCGGGCAGAGAAAUUGGUUCCGAAUCCAACGGAACCCCGCGCCGGGCGACGCUGCGUCACGUGGCCGGCGGCCCAUGACGUUCGGGCUGCGGGGCGUCCCCGUGACGUCCUGGAGACCUGUGCGGUGGCCUCCUCGCCUGCGCCGCCUGUGCGGCCUCGGCGCCGGCAUGGACCUGGGCCCGAUGCGCAAGAGUUACCGCGGGGACCGAGAGGCAUUUGAGGAGGCUCAUCUGACUUCCCUGGACCCCAUGAAGCAGUUUUCUGCCUGGUUCGAGGAGGCUGUUCAGUGUCCUGACAUAGGGGAAGCCAAUGCCAUGUGUCUGGCUACCUGCACCAGAGAUGGGAAGCCCUCCGCCCGCAUGUUGCUGCUGAAGGGCUUUGGCAAGGAUGGCUUCCGCUUCUUCACUAACUUCGAGAGUCGAAAGGGAAGAGAGCUGGACUCGAAUCCCUUUGCUUCCCUUGUCUUCUACUGGGAACCCCUAAACCGUCAGGUGCGUGUGGAGGGCUCCGUGAAGAAGCUGCCCGAGGAGGAGGCCAAGUGCUACUUCCACUCCCGCCCCAAGAGCAGCCAGAUCGGGGCUGUGGUCAGUCACCAGAGUUCUGUGAUCCCAGACCGGGAGUAUCUGAGAAAGAAAAAUGAGGAGCUGGAGCAGGUCUACCAGGAACAAGAGGUGCCGAAGCCAACUUACUGGGGGGGCUACAUCCUGUACCCACAGGUGAUGGAGUUCUGGCAAGGCCAGACCAACCGCCUGCAUGACCGGAUUGUCUUUCGCCGGGCCCUGCUCACAGGAGACUCCACUUUGGGGCCCAUGACCCACCGUGGGGAGGAAGACUGGCUCUAUGAGAGACUUGCGCCCUGACUCCCAAACUGCCGUGGACUGGAGCUGGGGCCCGGUGCUCGGAGAGGGUGUGGGAUCUGAUCUGGAGCCAGGCCCUUCUGACCUCAUCCCAUUUUCCCCCCAGCCCCAUAGAUGUAGGGCCCUUCAGGGUUCAUGCCGAGCCCCCUGUACUCUCAGUGGAGUGUCACUAAGAGUGUCACAGUAGAGCCACAAAUGGAAAAAUAAUCCCCAGUCAUUAUUUUUCUUGAGCUUAACUAUGGUUCAUUGGACUAGCACCCUCUAGGGGUCGCAGCUGCAGUGAUUCCCUCUGUUGACACAUGGUGGGUGCUCAGCAGCCCUGUUGUUGCCACAUGACCUGGUCGUGCUGGCCAAGGCCGAGUGAUCCCAGCACAGAACACCUGAGCCAGUUUAAUUGAUCGGUUCUUCUUUUCAACAAUUUGAACUUUGAAAUCGAGAGACCCAGAGUUAUUGUAGCCAAUCAUUAAUGACGGACAAGGAGCAACAGCCUCUGGCUGCCAUUCUUGUAAUUCCCUGAGCAGCCCGGAUCCUUCUUUCCCACAUCUGGGCUGUGCAGUUCCUCCUCCUGACUCAAAACAUCCAUUCUCUCUAAAAUAAAAUUUAUUUUGACCUAAACUAGCCAGAAUUAUGUUCUGUUACAUGCAACUGAAAGAACUAUAACUAAACUCAUUGACUAAUAGAAUAUUUUAAUAGCUCUUACCCUACUGAUAGCUGCCUUCCAUUAGCUGAAGCACAGCAAUGUGGAAAAGAAUUUAACUUUAUUCUCCAUAGCUCCAAAGGACCUCUAGGUGGAAGAUGCAUAGACAUAGAUUUUAUCUCAAUAUGGAGAGAGAUCUCAACUUUACACUUUACACUUUACAUAGAUUUUAUCUCAAUAUGGAGAGAGAUACAGGAGUUUUAUACAGAGAUUCUUGUGUGGGUAUCUCUCGGCCCAGAAAAUUUAAUCAAGCUUUGCUUCCCAUGUUUGUUUAUGACAGUUAUAUGUGUGUGUAUGUAUAUAUGCACAUAUAUCAUUUCCUGAGUGUAAAGUGUAAUCACAGAGAUUAUGCCUUUCUGCCUACUCACACACUCCCUGCCCACACUGCCCACCUCUGCAGGUGAUGACUCCAGAUCACCUGUUUUCACCUACACUGGAAUUACCUGGGGAGCUUUAAAAAUCCUGGUGCCUGGGUCCCUCCCUCAGAGAUGCUUUAACCCAUCUCAGUGCAGCCUGGGCUUUGGGACACUUAAAUGCUCCCAGGGAAUUCACUGCCGUGAAGGCCGAGAGCCCGUCUAGAUGUUGCCACUCAGUGUGGGCCACAGGCCAGGGGCAUCAGCAUCACUUGGGUGCACCCUUCCCACAGCCACCGACUCCUGUUCUGCUUCUAACAAGACCCCCAAUGACCAGAUGCACCUCUCAGCCUCUGAGACUCCCCCCUCCCCCCACCCCCUCACACCUGGACUCUCCACCAACCCUCAGCUGAGCUGUGUUUGCCUCCCUUGAGCACAAAUCUGGUGACCAGGAGCCCCUGGGGUGAGCAGCUACUGGCUGCAGAGGGGGGCCAGGCUAGACAAACAUUUGCUGUGACCAAACCAGGAUCAGAGAUCUGACCAUUCUGUGUGCUUGCUGGCAUUGAACUUACUACUCUAAACCGGGCUUCAUUCCACCGUGGGGCGUGUGUUCCAGCGGCUGUUACUGACAGGCUCCUCCAAGGGCGGCCCUUUGGGUGUUGAUCCCCCUCCCUUAACCCUGAGUGCAGGAAGGCGCAAUGCCAACCCUGUGUCUGUCCGCAGGAGAGGGUGCUGGGUGUCCCCUGCCUUGUCUGUUGCUGUUACUGGAGACUGUAAGCCCCCUCCAUCCCCCUCACCCCUGCUUUGAGCCUGAUCUCAGCUGUUUCUUUCCUGUUCUCUGUCCAUCAGUCACUGUGCCAAGUCUGUAAUAAAAGGCUACCAGCCAUGUGUGAUUUUAAUGUUCAAUCUCGUCUGGUCUUGUCCCCAAGCUUCCCAUGAGGAGUUGGGGGAUUUAAGCGCCUCCUCCUCAAGGCUUCUCUCCGAGGAGGUUGGGUGUCCAGCA